AUGGUAUUCCCUUCAUUUAUACGGCUAGCUAGGAUUUCAACUAGACUACGUCAUGCAAGAACGCAUCAUUCAAAUCGUCGUCAUCAACCAUUCUUUCAAGCAUCUUUCCCUUAUUUAAACACGAGCUAUUAUUACCAGGGGUUACUGAAACGCCAUGACUGUUUCCAUAGAGCCAGGUGGUGGUCUAAGGCAGAAACUGGGUCUACCAGCCAAUCAAACCCAUUCCUUACGAUAGCAGAUGGCCAUUAUGGCGUAUAUUAUUCCAUGUACAAUCAUGAAUGUGAAAGAAAAGAACGUCAAGAGGCAUAUGAAAAGUAUACUAUGCGCUAUAUGAACGAUCAAUUGGAACAAGGUGAUAGGACAAAGUUUAAACAAUGCAUGUUUAUGAAUGCGUGCAAGCAAUAUCAUCAUCAUCGUGGCCAUUGGUCAAAGGGUCGUCAUCACAGGUGGAACCAUAGAUCGCAUAAGCAAUACAAGAGACUAUUCCAUGUUAAGCUACUUCUUUUAGGAAUUGCAGCUAAAUUUUUAAUUUCUAAAGCCAUAAAGGAUACUCAAAUUGGUUUAGAUAACUUGAAGACUGCUACAUACAGACUCACGUCAUCGUGCUACGUCAAACCAGCUGGCUAUUUUAUCCAUUCAGGCACAAGUUUUCACUCUUCAAGUAUACCAACUACACCUCAAUUGACUAUGUCUCCUAUGAACGGUGAUAUAUUCUCAAUUGGUCUUUCAAAAAGAUCCUUCACCACGAUUUCUCAGUCACACUUUCAGCAACUAUCUAAAACUACUCAAACAUCGCCAUCCACUGAUGCUAAGAAGGGAGAGGUAGACAGUGAAGAUUUCGACCACCACUUUUUGCAGACACAAAUAACAAACAUUACAAGUGCUUUUGAAAAGCAGGCUGAUAAACAAGAGCUUGAUAUCAUAUACCCACUCUAUCAAGCUGUCAAACGUAACGACUUAACCUUACCCACUGUGGAAUUAUACAACAUUAUUUUGAAAUCAAUAAUUGACAGGCCCUUGGAUGGAGAGGUCAACACAAGAGCUAUCGAACGGAAAUUGACCAACCUACUUACAGUUUACCAGGACAUUAUUUACGCAAACUUGAAGCCCAAUGGUGAAACAUACAAUUUAGUGGUGAAUGCAAUGUUGGACAAUACGAUAAGAUGUACACAGGUGCCUUGUGCAAAUUAUAUUGAGUUUAAAGAAAAUUCAGCCAAGGUAAAGGAGUUUGGCCAAAUUACAUUUGAAUUGUUGCAAUCCUCUCAAAAAUAUGUGCAGUUUGAAAGCAUAUUUGACAAGGUUGUGAAUUUAUGCAAAUUGUACCCACGCCUUUUAAGUGAACUGAUUGUGGAGUCUUUUGAACAAAUGGUAAAGCAAACAAAUUGCAAUGAAACAAGUUACUAUCUUAAUGUUCUAGAGUUUUGUGCAUAUUUGAACCGGUCACAAUCCUACAAUGAACAAGAGGCGUAUGCUAUUAUCGAUGAAACGUACAGCAAAAUUAGGACACUCAGCAAUGUUGACGAAUUCGCUGUGUACCAAUCCAUGAUGAAUGCUUUGGUCUACAACAAUCAACUUAACAAUGCUAGUCAAUUCUUGGAUAACAUUUUAAUUGAUUAUAAAGAAUCAUUGCAGUUUGCCACUCGACCAUCCAAAAGACAAGUUGGCGAUUUGAUUGCCACAUUUUUGAAAGCCUAUGCCAUCAAUACUGAUGUGGUCAAGUCUGUUGAAUUGUUGAAAAAGUUUCAUCAAGUGCCAUACCUACCUGAAUUGCCAAUUUCGUUUUACAAUUUCAUUAUUGUAAAAUUACAGGAACAACCUGACCAGUAUGACGAAAUGUGGACAUUGUAUAACCGUAUUGCUUUGAGGAAAGAUUUCCAAUCAAUGUCCACUAUAGACAUGAUGAAGGAAACUAGUGGAUUAUCGUGCCGAGAUGCCCUUCUUGGUUUUGCCAUAUGUAAGGGCGACCAUGAGAGUGUGUUUCAGUUGGUGAAGGAAAUUAUGGUGAAGGAGCACUUGAUUGGCGAUCAUCAAGUUUUACGAAUGGUUUUAGACUAUUUGAAUAAUGGAGUGAUCAAUAACAAAUCACAAGGAGAGUUUUUCAACCAAUACUAUUUGGGGUUGCUUCAUCUGUUAUUAUUAACACAAGCAAAGCAUUAUCAAACUUCGACAAACCUCAAUGACUUCGUGUCUGAGUUUGUCCAGUAUUUGUCCAUUUCUGUUCCCUGUGAAUUGGCUGAUAAUGACAUGGCUGUUGCCAGUGUAACCAACUAUAACGUACAACUACUUAUGAAUUCAACAUUACCAUUCAAAUGUGUUCAGAGCUUCGAUCUCCAGACUGAUAACCUUUAUGGGCUCAAUACCAUUGCUCGUCAAGUAUUGGUGUACUCGGGUAAAGAUGAAGAAAUAUUGAUCAAGGUUGCCGAUUUUGAAGCCCAUUUGAUUAAUCAAUUUGAAGAUCCAGCUAAUCACUAUAUCGAGUUGACUGAGGAAAUUGUUGAUUUGAAGAAGGGAUUGGAAACCCAUUUUGCUGAGAUUGUUGCCGGUUUGAGUAACUCAACGUUAGCCAUUGACAAGGCUUGCCAGUAUUUGGAAAUUUCUCGUGGAGAGGCUAAUCAAAUAGCCAAGAUUUCAUUUGAUCAAGAUUUGAGUUACUUGUUGACUAUCAAUUACCACACAGGAGCGGUAAAGUUUAUGGAUCUUUUUGAACAAGGUUUCACUUUCCAACCCAAGACUUGGAAUGCACUUCUUAACCAAAACUUUAUUAAUGAAUAUUUACCACAAAUUGAUGUUGCUUCGAUGCUAGAUCGUAUAUGGAUGACCGGUUGCAAGGAGGACAGUAAAUUAUUUUUAAUCAAUCGAUUGAUUGCUUACAAUGAUGAAACAGUGAAUCAAGCAGUUGCGGCAUUUGUGUGUCGCGAAAACAUAUUCCAUACCCAGUUGUUGACAAAUUUGUUUCAAUCGAGUGUUGGCAUGUUAAAGGUGAAUGAUUUUGAUUUGGACUUUGACUUUGAAUUGGCAUAUCUGCACAACCUGGAUGUGGGCUGGAUAGUUGUCUAUUUCGACUAUUUGAAACAGGGGAAACAAUUUGAAGAAAUGAAAAAAUAUUGUGCAAUUAUUGAAAACAAGUCACCCAAAGUACAAUUGUUGGAACUUGAAGCUGAAUUAGAGACUAAUCCACUGGGAUUCACGACGUUGUUGAAAACUUUGCCACUUGCCAAUCAUCAUGAUGAUGCUGAACUAGUUGAAUUGUUAAUCAAACAUGACCUCAAAUCGGGAGUUGAAGCUAGUAACAUUUUAAGCAGGGGCUAUCCAUCUAAUGCUCCACCAGUGGUGGAACUUUUAUCGUAUACAAAGUUUUUGGAUUCAUUACAACAACAAGGCAAAUUUGACAGCAUUGCUAGCACCGCCACCACCAAGGCAAACUUUGUUUCCCUUAACCACAUGGCUAGUUCAUUGCUUGCUAGUGGCAAUUUACAACAAAUGAAGACCAUAAUUGAAGAAAAUCCCAUUGCCAAUAACCAAGAUAAAUCGCAAUUACUGGCCAUGAUGUUGCAAAUGUUGAUUGACGCCGUGCCUCAUCAUGCCCUGGCUAAGGCAAUCAUCAAUCGGUUCAUGAUAUGGAUCAAAUUUUAUAAAUUGUUAAACAAGAAUAUGGGCAGCAACAACUCAUUGCCAGUGGAGCAUUUUUGUCAGAUUAUUACAUUGUUGAAAUUGACCAAGUCGGAGUUAUUGUCAGUCUUGACUAAUCGAAUCGUGAAUAAAGACGAUGGUGUUGUUGCCGAUAUUGUGAAUUUUUAUUUCUUGGAAGUGAGGUUGUUUAAUAAGGAGUCCAAACAACAGGUUUAUAAUUAUUUAGAGACGAAUUAA
Molecule: messenger RNA, 3867 nt
Organism: Lodderomyces margitis
Lineage: Eukaryota; Fungi; Ascomycota; Pichiomycetes; Serinales; Debaryomycetaceae
Gene: RPM2
Product: ribonuclease P
Exons: 1
Coding region: 1-3867 (1288 amino acids)
Source: RefSeq, a predicted model, not a curated record